Carassius auratus (goldfish) is the source of this 1176-nucleotide messenger RNA. RefSeq lists its product as uncharacterized. The record is from RefSeq and is a predicted model, not a curated record. The coding region runs from base 19 to 747 and encodes 242 amino acids. NCBI's taxonomy places the organism in Eukaryota, Metazoa, Chordata, Actinopteri, Cypriniformes, Cyprinidae. The transcript has 3 exons.
UCCUGAUUGUUCUUGCAUAUGCCUGCAAGCAUGUGCGUGGGUGUGUGGGUAAUCCCAGCUCCCUCUCUCUGUGUUGUCCCGACACAUUGGAAGCUUGCCAUAGCAGCAUGCUGCCAUUUGUCUAGUUUCAGUAAGGGAACUCUCUUGAGUGGGCAGAUCCUUGUCAUAAAAGAGGCCAGGACUACAGGGAGAUGCUCAUUCAGCACCUUGCUCACUCAUCCACUCAGCAUGGCAACUGCUCCCUUCAUCUGUGAUGUGGAAGCCUCUAAGGAGUCUCUGAGGCCUGCUGUGAGCAGCCACCAGCUCAGACAUCGGGUCUGCUCCUUCACUCUCCUCCAGGUCCUUGUGGGUGUACUGGCGGUCUUCGUGCUGGCUCUGACUGGAGGUGUCAUCUGGAUGAAGCUGUUUCAGGAUUGCCCAGGGAAGCAACUCUGGACUGUCAAUUUCACAGGAACGAACACAAACUUCACUUCACCUAGAACUCAGAAAUAUGUGAUCGUUGGCAGUGUCUUCACAACAGGAUCUUGUGACAAGAACUCCUUCAGGCUGCAUCAGAUACCACCAACGGACCAUACUAACGGACCCUUGAAAAAUGAAAUCAUAGAAAAUAGAGUUGCUGAGAUGUUUGUUAAAUAUGAUGUGGAGCUUCGUAAAGAAGCAACAAUAAAAGUAGCGCUUAAUUGUAACGAGGUGAAAAUUGAUGAGGACAAGUCCAAACUCUUCAUUUAUCAACAAAACUCAUGCUAGGAUGCAUAUACAUCCUAGCUGUUGCUGGUAUCUGGCCCAAGGGGAAAACCCUCUCUUUAUCUUAUAAAGAUUUACACACAAAGGUUUUACACACACAUACUGUAGCUGCAUCUGAUUGAACAAACACCUUCUUUCAACAUCAGUGUCAGGAGGGGGAUCCAGACAAGGCAAAUUUGUGAAUGUUUUGUUAAGCAAAAAUAUGAUUGUCAGUGAAGUUCAGUAGAGCUUCUGUUUGUUCAUCAGUGUGAGUGUGGUUUAGUUACUGUAUAUUUAAAUAUUUUAUAAAUCACUUAAAAUCUAUUUUUAAAUCGUUGAUGAUUGUAUUUGAAUUAUGUUAUUUCAUUUUUGUUUGAAAUGUAUUACCAAAAUGUAAAUGGUUUGUAUUUACACCUAUGGUGUCCACAAGCUUCUUGUUACUGUUCAUCUCUA